GUAAAUUACCGGCGCGGCGGUCGAACGUACGAGCUGUAGAACGCAGGGUCGCGGUGCAUUUUGUAGAUCACUCAAUAGUUGACGAAUCAUGGAUCUGAUUGAUAAAAAAUCUAUUGAGGAGUGGGAAGAUGCCGAUCGUCCCAACUACUUCAGCAAUGAAAACUUGAAGUACCCAUAUUCAGAACUGCCGUUCUACGAUCAAUACCACUUGGUGAAGAUACCUACUAAAGACGAGUUCGUGGAGCAUGUGGACUACUGGGGAGAGGGUAGGAUCCCUACUAAUGAUGGAGACAGCGGUUUCCGCGACUGUUACAACGUCAACCGCCAGUACCAGUGCGUCAGUAACGGCCCCGACAGAGACUGUAAGAUUCCCAACAGAAUACCAGUGUACGAUGAGAACGCGUGCGACACCUCCAGCUACAUCAAAAACCACACAGUCAAGUUAGUCACUCUGAUGUCGGCGCCCAUCAUCGAAGCCUGCGCUCGAGAUAUAGCUCGCAUCGUGAACCCUGUAGUCGGCAGCGUUGUAGUCUUCGGAUUUGAAAUUGAUUCCCCAGACAUUCGAAGGCUAGUUAAAGAGUUGAGCGCAAUAUCUAUGUACUACUGUCCGGGAUAUGUAUUGUCAGACUAUUUUGAUGGCUUGAUGACAUUUUCACAUAUGGCAUUCUUGAGUUCUGAAAAUAUAGAGAAAGAGCUGUAUAACGCAAUCACCGCUGGGAAAAUGGACACAGCGGUAGCAAUUGCGAAAUCUUUGCACAGAACUGGUGGCAGUUCCAACAUAGCUAAAGUAGUUAAUAAAGCGCUCAAUGGAGGCUUAGAAAGUAUAAUGACAUUCGCUUACAAACUUUGGGACUCUGGCGAAAAAGACAUUGUAACGAAAAAUUUCCCUACUGCUUUUAAGUGGAUAUUCAAUGAAGAUGAGAUUGAGAUUGUGAGUAAUCAUUACGAAAAUACGAAAUUGAAAUUGGAUCCCACUAAUGACGAGUGGCACAACAGACUAGCAUACGGCACUGACCGCGGCAAUGGCGGAACAACAUUCAGUUGGGUAAUGCUUCCGAUUUGGAAGGAUGAUAAAGUAAUUUUCAAAUUGAAAAACAUUGAGUACAAUAUGCACCUGAGACUCGACAUUCAUGAUAACUCUGCAGGAGAUAGGAAAGGCUGGGGCUCACAAAACUUGGACGACGUCAGGUACAACUGGAAGCUGGUGCCUAUGAAUCAUGGCUAUAAAGUAGUGUUCAUUAUAGUGAAUUGUCAAUAUGAUCAGACUCUGAAACUUGAUAAUAACGUAGAUAAGUACGGAGAUCGACAGCUGUGGGGCCAUAAUGGGAUGUAUUACGAUAUUGAAAAUUUUAUGUGGCUUGUAAAUAAGUCUACAGACUAAGUGAAAAAUAUAUAAAAAAAGGGUUGAAUUACUUCAGGUUAAAUAGAUUUUUUUAUGUUAAAUAUCUUCCGCUUUCAUGAAUUCGUUUUUGAACAUUAUUUAUUUGUAUUUUAGAGAGUAAAUCUAUGUGAAAUAAGGUUAAAACCGACAUGUUAGAGUGACAAGGGAACUACACAAUGUUAACAUUAACAGAUAUAAAUCUUAACUACUAACAAAAGUGGUGUCUUCAAUAACCACGUUACAAUUUAUAUUUUAUCUUUGUUUAUACUGGUUCAUCAUCUGACGACGAUCGAAAUUACACCAUAUAUGAAUGUCGAGAUUAUAAUGUAAUUUACAAAACAAAAUAGUUCAAACCAAAAUUUUAUAUUUUAAAAUAAAUCCAAUGAACUAACCGAAACUCACAAUAACUCGAAGUUUUAAAAUUAAUUGUCGCGCGAUUUACUUUUGUCAAUAUCAAGUUAUAUGAAUAUUAUAUUAUUUACAUUUGUCAACAUAAAUAGAGUUGUGGCGUGGAGCUAUGAGAACCACCUACACUGCAAUGUUGCCAAGUAAUAAUAAUAAUAAUAAAACUCAUUUAUUUCCGAUCUACAAAAA
This is a messenger RNA of Manduca sexta (tobacco hornworm), 1975 nucleotides long. Its product is annotated as microvitellogenin-like. Lineage: Eukaryota; Metazoa; Arthropoda; Insecta; Lepidoptera; Sphingidae. Gene Ontology annotation, cellular component: extracellular region. The record is from RefSeq and is a predicted model, not a curated record. The transcript is spliced from 2 exons. Bases 89 to 1381 code for a protein of 430 amino acids.